AUUCCUUCCCCCCCCUGUUCUCCACGAGUUUCUCCUGGUCCGAUGAACUGCCGUGCCCUAUUCCCACCUCCUUAUUCCUCCUAUCCUCCCUUCUCGCUUCUUCGACUUAUCCUCUCAUGGACGAGACGGAGCUCGACGGCGACUCCUCGUCCGAUCCGUUCUUCGAUGCCCUCGACUCCUUCCCUCCCGAAGAAACGCUUGACCCCCCUCCCGCCCCCCCUCUCGAAUCCACCGCCGACCGCCCCGGUAACGAGAUCAACUCCCACGCCACCUCUUCCCUUCGCCGCCGCAGGCCGUCAUCCCGGCGGAUCGCCGCCGCGUGCUCCAAGGACUCCUCCACCUCCGAUCCCCCCUCGGGCAUCACCAGCAUCAGAGAAAGCCGGAGCAAGAUCCUCCUCGCGUUAAAAGAUCAGGAGACUCGGGAGAAGCCGGAUGAUUCGAGCUCUAUUCUUAAUCAGGAGACUCAGGAGAAGCCGGAUGAUUCGAGCUCUAUUCUUACUUCGGAUCAAAUUAGCACGGAAAGAGACCAGCGCCCGGAAAUUUCUGUUGGAUCGUCUGCGACGAGCGGUGCGCGUGUCGGAGAACCGCCGCCUGUCGAUGCCGGAUCUCAGCCUCAGGGCCUGCUGGUGACCAUUGCCGGUUUUGUGAUCAAAUCCGUGUUUUUCCAACUCGGUUUGCUGAUUAGUUCCAUCACGUUUCCUAUUCGGUUGCUACAUUGGUCUUUCUUGUUUCUGACCAAUCCUUUCGGCACCCUAAGACGGGCAAGAGAUGGGAUAAAAGGGAGGGUUUUGAGGGUAUGGAAGGAUUUAGUGGACAAAGUUAGCCUCUUGGUCUUCGGGAGCCUUGGGGGCCAGCAAGGGGUGGGGAAGUUGGCGGCGAGGUUGGCUUGGGGGUGCUUCUGGUCGUUCUAUGUCUGUCUGGUUCUGUUUGGGCUCUUGAUGGCGGCAUUCUUAGGUGGGAGCCUGUUCAUGGGCAGAGUUGUCGAGGAGCCGCUCCAGAUGACGGAGGAAUUGAAUUUUGAUUACACGAAGCCGACGCCGGAUGCUCUGGUGCCGGUGGGGUCUUGUAAUGGUGGUUUGGUUUCUGGUGGAAAGGCUGGAACGUGGAAGCCUAGGGGUUGGCGGUUGGUGCCUCCAAAUCACAAAUUACAGCUGACCAUUUCAUUGACUUUGCCGGAAUCCGAUUACAAUCGGAACCUUGGCAUGUUCCAGGUCAGGGCAGAGUUUCUCUCAGCAGAUGGCAAAGUCAUGGUUAGUUCACGCCAGCCAUGCAUGCUACGGUUCAAGAGCUCUCAUAUUCACUUAAUAGAGACUUUUCUCAAAAGUGGUUCUCUACUAGCAGGCUAUUCUUCGGAAUCGCAGGUUCUCAGAUUAAAAAUGAGAGGCUUUACAGAAGGAAGUGAACCUACUGUAUGCAUAAGGGUCAUUCUUGAACAAAGGGCAGAGUACAGGCCUGGUGCUGGUAUCCCUGAGAUUUAUGCUGCAUCUUUAAAACUCGAGUCAGAUCUUCCUCUUUUUAAGAGUUUGAUAUGGAACUGGAGGAGGACGGCAUAUAUCUGGAUCAGUAUGGGGUUAUUCAUCAUGGAGUUGCUGAUUUUUCUUGUCUGUUGUAGACCUAUUAUAGUUCCAAGAUCAAGGCCUGUCAGUGGUUCUUGAAGCAGGAUGUAGUAUACAAACUUUUAGAGCAACAUGGUUGCAAAAGAAGAGAGCACAUUUUCUGCAAGCAUAGCUUCCCAAUUUUGCGGCUGUCUGAAAUAAGAUAUAUUCUUCAGGUGUCUUCGGGUAGUAAUCAUUGUACACAAGUAUGCUGAGCAUUCAGCUGGUUUGAAUACUCAUGUCAGGUAUGUCAUGCACACUUCUGUAGGCCAUUGAGGGCAUAGAACUAUGGACACUACUCAGUUCAAAAGAUGACAUACAGCUACAGUACUUUAAAAUUGAGAUAGUUUCAAUAUGUUGAUUGUUUAAAAAUUAAGAAUGAGGAAGACUAACUGUUCUAUCUUAACUAUUGGCAGAGCAGGUAUGGCAUGUAGCUUUUGGUGCAGGAAAGCAGGAUUCCUAAGAAAUUUUGUACUGUCUUAAAAAAUCAGUAUGAGAAAAAUUAAGUGCUGCUUUUUUUUUAAAAAAGAAAAUAAUGAUUUGUAGGUUCAGAGUGGCAAUAUUACAUGAUACAGACUGAAUGUUUCUUGGUCUUUACCAUAAAUUUUCAUGAGCAUGAAGAGAGGUUUGCAAGUUCUCAGGCUGGGUGAAGUGCUAGUGCAGUAUGUUGGGUAGAAAAUAUUUCAGAGUUAACCAUUUUAACCAGGAAAAAAAUUAUUGAAAUGGAAGAGAGGUAAUAGUGCUAGGCACAUGUGAUUCUUAUAGUUGAUCCAAGAGGAGGAGCAUGUGAUGGACGGCUGUGAUCACAUUAGUCAUGAUUUUUGGAGUAGGUUUGAUAAUUUUGCUCCUGUUUCUAGUCCAUCUAAUUCUUUCUUUCUCUUAGAGAUUGAAUAUGAAUUGUGGCAUUUGCUAAUAAGAAUAAUGUUUUUGUGGAAGAAAAGUGAGGUGCAUGGCCUCACGAGCAAACUUCAUGACUGGACCUUUGCUUUAUAUGGUAUCACUGAUUAUGUUAUGCAAGUUAUUUCCGGCAUUUGCAUCCUUAAGCAGGGGCAUGAGAAUAGUUUGUGUUAAUUUAGAAAUUUCUUUUGCAGUGUAAUAUUAUGUCAAUGUAAAAAUAUUCUUUAUUAUUUUUCUUUUUUACUGUAGGCAUGCUCCUAUCAUGUCUCAUUGAACUUGAGCUGACCAAACUUACUCAAGCAGCAUUUUACCAUGAAAUCAGAAAACAAAUCAUGCUGCUUUUGCAAUUUCACGGUUGGCUUUUUUUAUAUAAUGAGCAAGUUUGAAACAAAAGGCUCUUUUCUGCAUUGCCAUUUGUAUUACCUACUUUUUAUGUUCCAGGUGGAUUUUUUUAAAGAUUGGUGGGGCUGCAUGAAACUUGGAGGCCGCAUUAUGUGGAUAAAUCGCUCUUUGUGAGGCAAGGGGUUUCACAUAGUUAUGCAUAAAGGUUUGUACUGAUUCGUGAUGGGAUACACAUCUUCCAUCAAGGUGCUCUUUCACUGUAGCUGUUUGGUUGUGUUAUCUUGCUAGUGAACAUAGGAUCUUGUGUCACUCCAAAUGGUCCUUACCCAGACUGUUCAUCCACUGUCUUGCCUAAAAGAUAAAUAAAUUGUUUUAUGGAUACUAAUGUAAUCCAUGCUUUUUUUGUAAUCCGACUUAGGUUUGGUCUUGAGUGAUGCUUGUAUUGCCGGGACAUUGGUGAAUAGGUUUUGGUGAAUGGUUUUGAUCUUCAAUGGAGAGGGUGUUAUCCAAGAUGGAGCAAAUGAUUUAAUGGAGGCCAAAUUCUAUUCUGCACUAAGGAGGAUGUGGAUCGUAUGGUUGAACUCAUUAAGCAGAAUGGGUCGCAACCAUGUAAUGCCACAUUCUUGUUUGUCUGGUCAAAUGCAUCUCAUAUUUGUUUGAUAGUGAUUUGGUAGCAACAUUAUUGCCACACUUGUUUCCAUCAAGCCUGCUGAUACAGAAUCUGAAGUGCUAUCCCUCGGUUGGUAAAUGAUUCCUGAGAGCUAAACACUUUCCUUGGUCCUCAUGUAAAAUUCUGCCAAUUUAAAAUACAAAUUUCUCAAGGGCUAAUGUGGUCAUCACUGAAAUUCGUCUAGCUGCAUUUGUGGGGUCUCUCUCUCUCUAAUUUAUAUGCUUAAGCUUUCUUUGGAAUGAGCAGGUGGCCAAUUGCUAUGCAAUAGCCUCUUCAGGCACAUCUGAUAAACUUGCAGUUGCUAUGCAUAGAAUGUUGAAUUCUACUAAAAAAAAAAAAUUUGUAAAGCAAGAAAAAGAAAAAUUCUGCCUUCCUGUUUGCACUACUGUUGAAUUAUAUGCUUCAUGCACAAUUUCAGUAAACAGCAACCUAGUGCUUGAAUGUUUUCAUAGAAUGAUGAACAACUCAUGGAGAGAGAACAUACAAAAUCUUCAGUGUCAUUGCAUCUAUGCCCAUUGCACCACUUGCAUUAUAAAGGUAAUUUUAAGAUUCCUGAAAUUACAAGACAAAGCCUCUUGUGAGACAAGUUCCAGACCAACUCAUAGAAGUUUGUUACUGGGAAUGCAUAUGGUUAUGUUCAAAUCUGAAACAGCCUCAGAAAGGUGCUCUUAUUUGUUUCUGUAUGUUUAUUUGUCAUGCGUUUCUCUAUUUUAAUUGGUGAAUAGAGACAUCAGACUACUUCUACACAGAAAAAAGGAGGCAUGGGGCUACAUAUGAUGAUCAGCAAGAGUAUGAAAGCUACAUACGAUCAUCCCUGAGUGUACCAUCAGAGGGAGGACUCUUUCUUACAGGUUCCUGGACCAAGAUACAAAAGCUACAUAUGAUGAUCUGCAAGAUACAAAAGCUCCGUACAACAAUCCUGCACAGGAUGAUCAGUAAUCUUUGUUAUUCUAUUGAUGGAUCUAGAUUUUGGAUUAUUGAAUGGAGGAUGGAAACCUUCUAUGCUCACAAAAUGCUUGAUGUAUAUUUUCUGAGGGCUGAGGAUGGAUGAUGCUUGCUCAUGUAUUUUUGUGAGCGCUUAGCACCCUCCUCUGCCACCAUUUUGGAUGAAGGCACCUUCCUAUGUGAUUAUACGUCAUACAUAUUUCGAUGUCAGUGUGUAAUUCUCAUCCUCACUCAUUUCUGCUGUUUGGAAUAAGCUGUUUUUGCAACUAAUUUUAUUAAUAAAAAUAGUUCUUUGCA
Molecule: messenger RNA, 4746 nt
Organism: Elaeis guineensis (African oil palm)
Lineage: Eukaryota; Viridiplantae; Streptophyta; Magnoliopsida; Arecales; Arecaceae
Product: seipin-2
Biological process (GO): lipid storage; lipid droplet organization
Cellular component (GO): endoplasmic reticulum membrane
Source: RefSeq, a predicted model, not a curated record